AUUAGCCGAUUAGCUGCAUAUAUAUAUAUACCUGGGUUUGUUUUCCUCACCAGUAAGCAGUAAGAUGCACUCUCAUGAGAAGGCAGACGUGUUGUGUAUGUUGUUAUUGGCUGCUCGUGUAGACACUGUGCCGUUGGACUGAAUCCAGCUCCCGGUGACCGCUCAGCAUGACUGAAAGUGUAGAGCUGACUUGUGCUUUUCUGCAGCACAAACAUGUACGUUAUGGCUUGAAGAAUGUUGCUAUAGCAGUGAAAUAUCUGCAAAUCUGACAAUAUGAUGAAAUGGUAAUGUUGUUAAAUAAUAACACCAACAUAGAUUAAAAACUGUCACGGUUCUGCUGAAAAUCACAUAGCCACAGCAGAACAUUUCCCUGAACUUGCAGGAAUAUAAUAAAAGACUUUUUUAAACCGUAACAACAACACCUUAACAGACAACUAUAGUACAUCUCCAAAUAUAUAAGAAAACUGUGCUGCUAAUGUUCAUAGGUGCAUUUACACAGCAUUGAUAAACAUAUACUUUAAUAUUACGGACAGGCAUCUUAGUCUGGUUUAUGCAACAUUGUGAGCAGGCACAGAGCAGCCUUAACUCUUUAGCCCUGUAAAGAUGCCUUUGACAAAUUGCCAUCUACGGCAAUUUUUGACAAAAACUGUUUAAUAUACGUUUACGGUCAAACUCACUUUUAGGGACCAGUUCUCACUAGCUGCUUAUUAGCAUGCAUAUUACUGUCUGUUUAUUAGUACUUAAAACACAUACUACUUCCUCAUUUUACACCACCAUAUUUUUGAUUGUUUAAUCCUACCCCAUACCUAAACAUAACUAUUAGGCUAAUAAGUAUUUACAAGUAGUUAAUAGUUUAUUGCCCGUUGCCCAAACUAAAGUGUGACCAAGUCAGGUAAUAGUAGCUAUAUCUUUUUUAAAAAUAAAAGGGCAUUCAUUUAGCCACUGAUAACCUCGUGCAGAAGGUCCUGACACUGCAAGGUGUUUGAAAAUAUUACGAUAUUUUUGUAGCUACACGUGCUAACGGGGUUGACAGAUGGUGUCUUCCUCUGGUAAUAUUUGUGGGGAAACGAGGCAGCUACUCGUGGAGGACGAUAAUGUCGUUAGAUAUGCUAGCAAGGCUACACUGUUGUGAAACGAUGAGCAAAUUUGUGAUAUGCAAAUAAUUAAAUAAAUAACUAUAAAACUUCGUUACUAGUAUUUAUUAUAUUAUUGCCUGACCAUUGUAAAAAAAAAAAUAUUUACAUAAUUACCAGAUUUUUCUCGAAAUGUCUGAUUUUAGUAACGUGACAUGUGGCAUACAUUUUACCACACACGUGUAUUUUAAUCCUCGCUAACGUAGUGAACCAAAUGUGUUUGAGACGGGAUGGGAAUCUGCGGGCUAGAGGAGCUCCUGUGACGUCACGACAGCUCUCCGGAGCGAGCGCGCGAGCGAGGGAGUGCGCGCGCAGGAUGCUGAGCUGAACAGCUGAUUCUGUGCAUUUAAUCAGUAUGGACAGCUCCAUUCCGCUAACAUAGCAUCUAUUGCGGUAUAUAAAGGGCACCGUUUUCACUAAACGCGGCAAAGGAGAACGCACCAGCCUCACGAUGGAGCGUCUUCUGCAUUCACCUGGCCGGACACGGGAAGAGUACCGGUACCAAACGGCGCGUCCUUCAUCACAACUCACCUCAAGGUCUGCCUUCAGCUUUGGGUCCGCAGCACCUCUGAGAGGUAACGAAAUCCUGAGCGAAUUCGCCGCUAAACCGGCCGAUAGCUUGGAUUUUUCAAGCGCAUAUGCAGGUGCAAUGAAUCUGAGGAAAAUUAGUGAGAAAGAAUUACUGCAGGGGCUCAAUGACCGCUUCGAGGGAUUCAUCGAGAAGGUACAUCACCUGGAAAACCAAAACAGAGCGCUGGAGAAAGAAAUUGAGGCUAUUAGGCUGAGAGCAAAAUCCUCUGCAUCUCUGUCCAAAGAGUAUGAAUCAGAACUUAGUAGCCUGAGGCAGCAAGUUCAUGAGAUAGGCCUUCAGAAGCAUCAGAUUGAGAUAAACCGCCAGAACCUGGAGGACGAGUUUAACGCUUUGAGAGAAAAGUAUGAGAGAGAGGCUCGUGGUCGAGUCGAUGCGGAGGACAGCAUUUCAGUGCUAAAGAAGUGCAUUAAUGAUGUAUACCUGACCAAACAAGAAAUGGACAGAAAAGCUAACGCUCUCGAAGAGGAGAUCGGCUUCUUGAAGAAAAACCACGAAAGCGAGGUAGCCGAAAUGAUGGCCCACAUCCAUGAAGGUCACGUGACUGCAGAAAUGAGUGAUUUUAGUAGAAAUGAUGUCACUGCAGCUCUGAGAGACAUCAGGAUGCAACUUGAAGGUCACACCGACUCUGACAUCCGAUAUGCCGAGGAACGCUUUCGAGCGCAGCUCGCUAAACUGACCAAAGCUGCUGAGGUCAACAGAGAAGCUCUCAUGGCCACUAAAGCAGAGAUUAAUGAACACAGGAGACAGCUCCAGUCCAGGAACAUUGAGCUGGACUCUGUGAAAGGUGUUAGAGAAGCCCUGGAGAGGCAGCUGUAUGACCUCGAGCAACGGCACAACGCUGAAAUCCAUCACUACCAGGACACAAUCAGAGAAUUGGAAAAUGAGCUGAAAAAUGCUAAAUAUGACAUGAGCAGUCAUCUGAGGGAGUACCAGGACCUUCUCAAUGUCAAAAUGGCACUGGAUGCUGAAAUUUAUUCCUACAGAAAACUUUUGGAGGGUGAAGAGUCAAGGUACUCUACAAUCUCAGAUGCUCAUAUUUCAGUACCAUACAUUUACAGACAGUCACCCAUCUAUACUCUCCCUUGUGUCAAAAGACAGGGGGGAGCAACUCGAAGAGCAGAACCUCAGUACAAAUUUGUCGAAGAGAUUAUUACAGAGACCACCAGAGAAGAUGUGGAGAUAUCAGACACUGGCUCUGAUAAGAGUGGUGAGGGGAGAGAGAGCGACAGACCAGACGAGGAGAGCAGUGAGAAGGAUGAACAAGGUGAAACUCCACAGGACGCAGAAGAUACUGAAGAACCAGCCAUGGAGAACGGCAGUGAAGCCAGUCCUGAGUUAGAAACAGAGGAAAAUGAAGUCAAAUCAAGUGGUGAUAAAGAGGAUGAGCCAUCUGAAAAAACUCCAGAUGAUCCUGAGGUACAAAAAGAUGCUGACUCUGAACCAACACAGGAAUCUACAGAAGAAACCACUGAUGAGCAAAACAAAGAAGAGGAAAUAGACACAAAAGGCACUGAGCACAAAGACCUGAAGGAUGACGUGCAGGGAAAAGUAGAAGAACCUGAAGAGGCAGAAAAAGAUGUCCAUAAACCAGAUUUGUCAGAAAAGGAAGAAAAACCAGAGGAAUCAAAAACUGGAGAAAAAGACAAAGCAUCUCAGGAACUGCAAGAUACUAAAGCAACAACUGAAGUAGUUGUCGAGAGUGUCGAGUUAACUUCUCCAAAAACUGAAGGUGCUAAAGUCUUGUCUCAAGAAUCAACAACCGCAAAAUCAGCAGAGAAAGAGACAGAAUCAGUGAAACCUGUGGAGGAAGAUACUCCCAAACCUGAUAAACAAGCAACUCCCGAACAUGCUGAGAAUGGAAAGCAGGCUACUGGAGAGGGAGCAAAGGAGGAUACUUCUGCAAAAAAAGACAAAUCUGAUACUAUUAAGGAAGAAACUAAGAAAUCUGAGCCCAUGGAAAAAGACCAAGAGGAUAACAACAAACUAACAGAGAAACCUGUGGAGAAGAAGCAAGAGGAUAUGUCAGGUAAAGACAAAAAGGAACAUAAACCUGAGGAGUCUGAAAAAGACAGCAAAGUCGAACUGGUAGACAAUGUGAAAACAGGAAAAGGUGAAAGUAUUGAGGCUAAAGAACCAGAAAAGACACCAAAAGAGUUUUCAAAGGAUGCAGAACAACAAUCAGAACCUGAAAAGUCAAAGAAAGAGGAAGACAGCAAAAGCAGUAGCGGUCUAAAAAGUGUGACAAUUGAAAAGGGUGAAACUAGCAAGCUAAAAGAAACAGAAAAGACACAAGAAGACCUUUCCGAAGUUGCUAAAGAAAAAUCACAACCUCAAAAGUCACAAAUACAAGAGGACAGCAAAAGUGCAGACAGCAUCAAAACAGAAAAGACUGAACUUGCUAAGACCAAAGAAUCAGAGAAGACACAAGAACUUUCCAAAGUAGAAAAAUCACAACCUGAAAAGUCACAGAUAAAAGAAGACAGCAAAAGUGACAGUGUAAACAGUGUCAAAAUGGAAAAUGUUGAACGUGCUAAGACUAAAGAAGCAGAAAAGACACAGGAAGAAACUUCCAAAGUUGUGGAAGAAAAAUCACCUCCUGAAAAGUCACAUAUUACGGGGGACAAAAAAAUCGACAGUGCGAAAACCGAAAAGGUUGAACAUGCCAAGCCUGAAGAAGCAGAAAAGACACAAGAAGAAACUUCCAAAGUUGCAGAAGAAAAAUCACUUUCUGAAAAGUCACAGAUAACAGAGGACAAAAAAAUCGACAGUGCAAAAACCGAAAAGGUUGAACAUGCUAAGACUAAAGAAGCAGAAAAGACACAAGAGGACCUUUCAAAAGUUGUAGAAGAAAAAUCACUUCCUGAAAAGUCCCAGAUAACAGAGGACAAAAAAAUCGACAGUGCAAAAACCGAAAAGGUUGAACAUGCUAAGCCUAAAGAAACAGAAAAGACACAGGAAGAAACUUCCAAAGUUGCAGAAGAAAAAUCACAGACACAGGAAGUCCUCAAAAGUGAUAGUGUAGACAGCAUCAAAACUGAAAAGGUUGAACAUGCUAAGCCUAAAGAAACAGAAAAGACACAAGAAGAAACUUCCAAAGCUGCAGAAGAAAAAUCACUUCCUGAAAAGUCACAGAUAACAGAGGAGAAAAAAAUCGACAGUGUAAAAACCGAAAAGGUUGAACAUGCUAAGCCUAAAGAAACAGAAAAGACACAGGAAGACCUCUCUACAGCUGAGGAAGAAAAAUCACCUGGGUCAAAGAAACAGGAGGACAGCAAAAGUGAUAGCAGUGCUGAAAGUGUGACAACAAGUGGAGGGGAAGCUGAAAUCACAGAGAAACAGGUUGAUGAAACACCGAGUAAUCAACCCCCCAAAGCCCAGGAAGCAACAUCUGAUGCAAAGCCUGAGCAAAAGGAUACUAAAGAAAGCAAAGAGAAGAUGCCUGAAAAAGCUGAAGAGGUGGAUAGUGUGACGACCAAAGGCAGUGGAGCCAGAAAAGAUGUUAAAAGUGAAGAAACUGUCCAAAAAGACAAAGAAUCAGACAGUGGUGAACAUGAAGUGACGGCUGGAAAACCUGAGACGCCAACCAAAACAGAAGCUAAAGCUCUGGAGAAGACAGAGCAACUCAAAGACAGCAGCAAAGAGGACAGAGUGGACACCAAAGGUCCCGAAGAAACAACUAAACCCUCUAGUGUAAAGUAGAAUAUAAACAGCAGACAUUUUGAUUAAAAUGCCUUUGAGAAUAGAGAAUGUUCAAAUAGCAACCUUUACAAAUUAAUAUCAAUUGCAAGCGUGUGACAGAUGAUCUCAGUUGAGCAUGACUUAUAGAAACUGCUUUCUUGAAGUGUGAUGUUUCUGAUGCAAGACGCAUGCGUACACCGUGUACAUAACGAAUGUGAAUUAUGAGGAAUGUAUAAAACUUUAUUUUGCUACAUCCCUUGCUCUGAUCAGCCAAAUGUAAACAGUGCUAUACAUUAACUGAAUAAAUAUUACAGCAUAUCAGUG
Messenger RNA from Puntigrus tetrazona (Sumatra barb), 5727 nucleotides. RefSeq names its product neurofilament heavy polypeptide. The record is from RefSeq and is a predicted model, not a curated record. Gene Ontology annotation, molecular function: structural constituent of cytoskeleton. The transcript has 4 exons. The coding region runs from base 1585 to 5424 and encodes 1279 amino acids. Gene Ontology annotation, biological process: neurofilament bundle assembly. Gene Ontology annotation, cellular component: axon; postsynaptic intermediate filament cytoskeleton; intermediate filament. NCBI's taxonomy places the organism in Eukaryota, Metazoa, Chordata, Actinopteri, Cypriniformes, Cyprinidae.